Oncorhynchus gorbuscha (pink salmon) is the source of this 5058-nucleotide messenger RNA. RefSeq names its product prolactin releasing hormone 2 receptor (gene prlh2r). The transcript has 2 exons. The coding region runs from base 135 to 1355 and encodes 406 amino acids. The record is from RefSeq and is a predicted model, not a curated record. Gene Ontology annotation, molecular function: neuropeptide Y receptor activity; neuropeptide binding. Gene Ontology annotation, cellular component: plasma membrane; neuron projection. NCBI's taxonomy places the organism in Eukaryota, Metazoa, Chordata, Actinopteri, Salmoniformes, Salmonidae. Gene Ontology annotation, biological process: G protein-coupled receptor signaling pathway.
CAGUGAAAAGGUGGACUACUUGAAGGGAGACAUUGACGGAGGGAGCUGUGCAGAUAUCCUUCUCACAAGAGUUGCUUUGAAGAAUCUCUCUUGGAUCUCUGUUGAAGUUGUUCAACUACAACAACAAAAAAGGGAUGGACAACAGGGAGUUUUCUCUGAACUGCUCUUGGGUAGAGAACACAUCUCUCCCUGCCGACUCCUCAACGUCCUCCUCCUCCUUCACUGGGUUGGAUCUCCUAUUUGACCUGAAGCCCCUAUUCAUCCCUCUCUACUCCAUGGUGAUCCUGGUCGCCUGCUCUGGCAACCUCCUGCUGCUCUUCCUCAUCGGGCUCAACAAGAAGAGACACAACACCACCAACUUCCUGAUCGGCAACUUGGCGCUAGUCGAUUUGGUCAUGUGCAUCUUCUGCGUGCCCCUGACGGCCUCCUAUGCCUUCGACAAGCGAGGGUGGCUCUUCGGAUGCUUCAUGUGCCACUUUGUCACAUUGAUGCAGUCGGCGACGGUUUUCGCAGCCGUCUUGUCACUCACAGCCAUUGCAGUGGACCGGUACGUCGUUGUGGCCUAUCCCAUUCGCAGGCGGUUGGGUUGCCAGUUUUGCUGGGGUUUGGUGGCUGCCAUCUGGUUGUGUAGCCUUGCGUUCUCCACUCCCACGGCUCUCCACAUUGCCUACCUGGACCUGAGCGCCACCGGUCUCCACAUGGUCGUCUGUGAGGAGUUCUGGCAUGGCCAGGAGCGGGGACGCCUUGUCUACUCCUGCUUUGUCCUGGUCUUCUCUUACUUUGUGCCACUCGCCGCUGUGUCUGCAUCCUACCUCGCUAUCUCCUACCACUUGAGACAAAGGAACAUUUCUGGUUUGAUGGCGGCGGGUCCUGUUUCCAAUCAAAUGAACUGGGGGCGAAAGAGAAGAAAGACUUUCUGCCUCCUCCUUGUGUCGGUGCUCUGCUUCGCCUUCUCCUGGCUCCCUCUUCAGGUGGUCAAUCUCAUCCGCGACCUGGAUACUGACUUCACCAUCCUGGGCAAGAGCCACGUCAACGUGAUCCAAGUGUCGUGCCACCUGUUAGCUAUGAGCUCGGCGUGCUACAACCCAUUUAUCUACGCGUCGCUCCACGACAAGUUCCUGUCCUGCCUGUGUCAUCGUGACCUCUUCCCCCGUCACAGAGGAGUGGGGGGUCGAGGGCCAAGGGGAAACAGCAGCAGCUUCAUGACAUCCCACCGACUGCACCGUGUGAAUACCUUCUCCACCCUGGGCGACAUCCCGGUGGUUCUGGGGAACAAGAUGCCACAGGAGAGCUGGCUGUUGCGGCAGGCACAUAAGUCCUCAACCACUACAAUAAUUGACCAUAAUUACAUGUAGUUGGAGUUUGAAUGAGGAAGCACCUUAUGACACAUGGGCCAGAGCACUGAAAGCGAAGGAUGUAUCUGAAAGAUCAAUUUUCUCCCCUUUGACCUCAUCCUCUAAUUAAUUCUGAGAAGGACGUCAGGAGAGAGUAAUCAGGUAAAUGCUAUUGAGAUAGAGUCCCUAUCGCUGAGACGUCAACCAACAAAACAUUUGGAAAUCAGGUGGGAUGAGGUUGGCACCAAUGUAGCUGACAGCUGCACCUGAACGAGCACGGAUCCAUGACAAAACAAUAUAUUUCUGAGCUUACAGUCACUGGUAGAAGAUAACUGCCAAAAUAAAGGAAACACCAACAUAAAGCGUUGGGCAACCACCAGCCAGAACAGCUUCAAUGCACCUUGGCAUAGAUUCUACAAGUGUCUAGAACUGUAUAGGAGGGAUGUGACACCAUUUUCCUAUAAGAAAUUCCAUAAUUUGGUGUUUUGUUGAUGAUGUUGGAAAGCACCGUCUCAGGCGUCGCUCCAGAAUCUCCCAUAAGUUUUCAAUUGGGUUGAAAUAUGGUGACUGAGACAAGAAUGGAAUAUGGUUUACAUAAUUUCAUGCUCAUCAAACCAUUCAGUGACUACUAAUGCCCUGUGGGUGGGGGCAUUGUCAUCCUAAAGGGGGCUAGCAAAAUAAUGGCCUGCCCAGCAUUUUUCAUACAUGACACUAAGCAUGAUGGGAUGUUAAUUGCUUAAUUACCUUAAUUAAGCACCUGCUUUCAAUAUACUUUGUAUCCUUCAUUUACUCAAGUGUUUCCAUUAUUUUGUCAGUUACCUGUAUAUCUAUGGAAAUACAAUUUAUGCAGAUUUAUUUUUAAACACUUUUGUUGGCCACAAAAAACGAUCAUACUAUGAAGCAGAUCAAAAGCUGGUCAUUUGUAUCUCUGAUAAUAAACAGGGUAGUUUGGGUCCUGAAUGCUGGUUGGCUGAAACAGCAUUCCAACGGUGUGUAUAUCAGACAAUAUAACACAGCUACGACACAAGUUCUUUUUUACUGUUAUAUUUAUGUUGGUAACGGGCUUAUAAUAGCAAUAAGGCAUCUUGGGGGUUUGUGGUAUAUGGUCAGCAAAUAGUACGGAUAGCCAUGUGAUUAGCUGUUCAGGAGUCUUAUGGCUUGGGGGUAGAAGCUGUUAAGAAGCCUUUUGGACCUAGACUUGGCGCUCCGGUACCGCUUGCCGUGGGGUAGCAGGGAGAACAGUCUAUUCAGUAAAUGGCUGUUUAUUUGACACUACAAGACACUAUAAGACACUAUACCGUCUGAUAUACCAUGGCUUUCAGCCAAUCAGCAUUCAGGGCUCAAACCACCCAGUUUAAAAUGGCCAACAUACCACACCUUCUCAGGCCUUAUUGCUUAAAUAAACAUAGGAAUCAAAUGAACAGCCAUUUAAUGAAUAGAUUGUGGUGUCAAUAUGCUUUACUGAAUACAUUGUGGUGUCAAUAUCCUUUACUGAAUACAUGGUGGUGUCAAUAUGAUUUACUGAAUCGAUUGUGGUGUCAAUAUGAUUUACUGAAUCGAUUGUGGUGUCAAUAUGCUUUACUGAAUUAACUGUGGUGUCAAUAUGAAUACAUUGUGGUGUCAAUAUGAAUAGACUGUGGUAUUAAUGUACUUUACUGAAUGUAUUGGGGUGUCAAUACUAUUUACUGAAUAGAUUGUGGUGUCAAUAUGAAUUGGUCUCCCGGGUGAUGCUGUGGUCUAAGACAUUGCAUCUCAGUGCAAGGGGCAUCACUGCAGUACCUGGUUUGAAUCCAGGCUGCGUCAGAUCUGGCUGUGGUUGGCAGUCCCAUAUGGCGGCGCACAAUUGGCCCAGCGCCGUCCAGGUUUGGCUGGGGUAGGCCGUCAUUGUAAAUAAGUAUUUGUUAUUAACUGACUUGCCUAGUUAAAUAAAUAAAAUAUAUAUUGUAGUGUCUAAGGGGCUGAUUCAGACUUAAGAAUUCAUACCUUUCCUAUGCACUUCUCAGUAUUUGGUAUUCAGACAUACCUUAUUCAGUCGCUUAACUCGCUCUGGUUACCCUGCGUGCUCUGAAUCCAUUUCAUUCACACGCUAAAAAUCAUCCCACUUGCUGGCCAACAUAUUUUAAUAAUAAUAUAUGCCAUUUAGCAAGAUGCUUUUAUCCAAAGCAAGUUACAGUCAUGUUUUCAUACAUUAUCCCCUGUGUAUUUAUACCUGUGUUUUCUGUCUGUCUGUUGACAGUUCGUCUUGUUUGUUCAAGCCUACCAGUGGUUUCUCUCAGCUCCUGGUUUUCCCUAGUCUCUCUUUUUCCGCGUCCUCCUGGGUUUUGACCUUUGCCUGUACCUGAGCCUGCCUGCCUGCCAGUACCUUUGCUCCUGCCCUGGAUUAUCGACCACUGCCUGCCCCUGUAGUUACAAUGAACACUGUUAAUUCACUCAGUCUGCACUUGGGUCUUACCUUGGAACUUGUUCGAUACAAAGGACCACCUAGAUAUAGGAGUCAAAUAAACAGACAUUUACUGAAUAGAUUGUGGUGUCAAUAUGCUUUACUGAAUAGAUUGUGGUGUCAAUAUGCUUUACUGAAUAGAUUGUGGUGUCAAUAUGCUUUACUGAAUAGAUUGUGGUGUCAAUAUGCUUUACUGAAUAGAUUGUGGUGUCAAUAUGCUUUACUGAAUGGAAUGUGUUGUCAAUAUGCUUUGCUGAAUAGAUUGUGGUGUCAAUAUGCUUUGCUGAAUAGAUUGUGGUGUCAAUAUGCUUUGCUGAAUAGAUUGUGGUGUCAAUAUGCUUUGCUGAAUAGAUUGUGGUGUCAAUAUGCUUUGCUGAAUAGAUUGUGGUGUCAAUAUGCUUUACUGAAUAGAUUGUGGUGUCAAUAUGCUUUACUGAAUAGAUUGUGGUGUCAAUAUGCUUUACUGAAUGGAAUGUGUUGUCAAUAUGCUUUGCUGAAUAGAUUGUGGUGUCAAUAUGCUUUGCUGAAUAGAUUGUGGUGUCAAUAUGCUUUGCUGAAUAGAUUGUGGUGUCAAUAUGCUUUACUGAAUAGAUUGUGGUGUCAAUAUGCUUUACUGAAUAGAUUGUGGUGUCAUGAUUUACUGAAUAGAUUGUGGUGUCAUGAUUUACUGAAUGGAUUGUGGUGUCAUGAUUUACUGAAUGGAUUGUGGUGUCAUGAUUUACUGAAUGGAUUGUGGUGUCAUGAUUUACUGAAUGGAUUGUGGUGUCAAUAGGAUUUAUUGAAUGGAUUGUGAAUGAGACAGAUGUUCAAUUUGUUAGCAAAUGUUUGAAAGAUUUCUCUAAGACACUUUACUCUACAUAUAGCUUAUGCAGUUUAAGAGAUUGAAUAUCAUUGAUGAUGUGUAUGUAAAUAUUUUUGAAUGAGUUAUUUAUAAUCCUCAAGAUGAGCAAAUGUUUAAUGUUGUAGUCCCAUUACACUACUACUCCAAUUUGAAUCAAUGUUCAUAAAUGUUAAUGUGAAAUGUAAUAUUGUGUAGAUUUUUGUUACUUUAAAUGUUGUGUAAAAUUAACAAUUUGUUAUGUUGUUUUGUCUAUUAGAUUAUGACAGGAUAAACUUGAUAAUGAACAUACCAUUGUAUAGCACUUUAGAUUGUCAUGCAGCAUGUUGGUUGUGUUGCUCUUGAUGUUAAAGUUUAACAUUAAAAUAACAUUGAAGGACCUGUGGAUUGGGCCACUCUGAGACUAAUACUUACUGACGCUUAAUUUGAAUAAACAGAUGCUUUGG